This is a messenger RNA of Leptidea sinapis, 1026 nucleotides long. Its product is annotated as rho GTPase-activating protein 190-like. The record is from RefSeq and is a predicted model, not a curated record. NCBI's taxonomy places the organism in Eukaryota, Metazoa, Arthropoda, Insecta, Lepidoptera, Pieridae. The annotation marks the transcript as partial. The transcript has 9 exons.
AUGGACUUUGCAAAAGCCUUCGAUAGAGCGGGGUGCGACAGCUCGCGGCGCGUGACCGUGGCGGGCCAGGGCUGGGCGCUGCAGCACCGCCUGGAGCGGGCCGAGCUGGCCGCGGACUUCGACCCCAACGGUUACUUCUGUGUGUAUCAAGACCAAGACUCUUUCGAAUAUAUCAGGAAUUGUGCGGAGAAAACGUUGCUUACUAGUCUGGAACAAGAGGAUAAAUUGCCUUUUCAGGGCUUGCCGCUAGUGGUAAUAUUCGUGCAAGACGACGCAAUGGACAAGAAAGAAGUGGCUCGGCUUCAGGAGGAAGGCCAGAAUCUAGCUGAUAACCUUCACUGCUCGUACAUGGAGACGAGUGUACGCGAGCUGGGUUCGGAGUCGCUGACGUCAUCGGCCGCGCACGAACUGAUCCGGGCCAACCGGGACAAGGCGAGCUACGCGCACUUGUACCGAGAGCUGGUCGUGUGCUACGACGCCGACAUACGUAUAAUGGUGUGCAUGUUCUGCGACGACCCGUACUCGGCGGAGCGCGUGCUCAGCCCACUCCUGCUGCAGCGAGCCUGUUUCCUCACUGGCGACCGCUCGCUGGUCAUCGAAACCUUCCUCGGAGACUCCAAGCGGAAAGUCGAGGUCAUAAUAUCAAGUUUCCAUGGUGCCAGCCAGUUCAGGGAGGAGUUAAUCCACGGUUUUAUACUGAUCUACUCUGCGAAGAGGAAAGCCAGCUUAGCCACGUUGAACGCGUUCUCGAUGAACAUCCCGAACCUGCCGAUCCAGAUGGUGGCGGUGACGGACGGCAGCAACACGUUCUUCAGCACCGACCUGGGCCACGCGCUCAUCACCGACGGUAACGCCACCGCCGACCGCCUGGCCGCGCACUUCACCACCUACGCGGCUCACACCGCCACGGGCGACAGCAAGAGCGCGUUCUACACGCCGUUCUUCAAGGAGGUGUGGGAGCGCAAGGGCGAGAUCGAGCGCGCCUUCCGCAUGGAGCGUGCGGGCGGCGGAGGGGGCGGGGGCGGG